Cladocopium goreaui is the source of this 3552-nucleotide messenger RNA. NCBI's taxonomy places the organism in Eukaryota, Dinophyceae, Suessiales, Symbiodiniaceae. The record is from the annotation of a GenBank genome assembly.
AUGGCGCUGCAAUCCACACGUCUGGACCGGGUGAAUCUGCGGGCAAAGUGCAGCUUGGAAGCACGAGAAGUGAACAGCAAUGACGGGAGCCCAGCGGCCUUUUUCUAUGCGCCACCGCAGAAUGGAGUUUGGCACAUCCAUUUGGAAGGAGGUGGAUCCUGUUAUGAUGAGGACACCUGUCUCUCAGUGACCCAUGAGAAGUCGCUAAUGUCGUCCAAUUUUUUGCCCCAAAGCAUUUGGCUGGGCGGCAUCUUCUCACGCGACAGUACGUCACCAGCCCUGGCACAUGCAGGGCAUGCCUUCCUGAAGUAUUGCAGCUCCGACUCAUGGCUGGGCAAUUCCUCGAAAAUUUGGAGGGGUCGUCCCUUUUUCUUUCACGGAGCUGUCAUCCUGGCCGAAGCUGUCUAUGCCUUGCUGGACCGGGGCAUGAAACAUGCAGAGAUGGUCCUCUUCAGCGGUUGCAGCGCUGGUGGACGAGGAGCCAUCUACAAUUUGGACGGCUUGUGCAGCCUGGUUUCGUCCUUUUCCCCCAAUGUGCGCUGCUUGGGCCUGGGCGAUUCUGCCUGGUGGAUGGAGAGUGUUUUCCUGAGCGGUGGCUUGGAACUUCAGUCCUUGCUGCGCAAGAACGCUGCACACGGCCGAGAGGUUUGGGGUGGCUCCUGGCUGUCUCAGCCACUAUGGCGUUGUCGGCAAGCACAGCAGCACCUUCCAAAGGUAUCCACAGGCGCUUUGGCCAAGUUCUCUCCGAACAUUAGCCACUUUGACCGGUGCAUGUUUGGCCCAACCCUGGCGGAGCAUCUGCAAACAGCAACCCUGCUCUCAAUUUCGCUCAACGAUUUCUUUCAGUUCGACCACUUGGCACCGAGUUAUCACAGCGUGUAUUUUGGCGGCGAGAACGGUGGCCCGUUGAGCCAAAUCGAUCUGCAGGCCAUUGCAGCUUUGAGAAGCGAAUUUCAGCAGAGCUUGGCCAACUGGGUCAGCACCAAGGAACCUUUACGCCUGGUUUUUGCAUCCGGCUGUUUUGGUCAUUGCAUCACAGAAGGGCCCUUGUACAACACCAUCCGCUUGCGCGAGGGGCCAGGAAAAGGCCUUGCGUUGAGCGAUGCGGUGGCUGCCUUCCUGGAGGGUCACUAUUUGCAGUCCCAGGCCUUCGUGGAGCAAUGCCAUUGCGAGACCUUGAGCUGCAGCGAUGGCUGCGAGCCUCGCGGCCUCUGGAAGGUCGUCUUGACGAUGUCCUGCAGAUACGUUUUGCUUCCACUCUGCUUCCUUUGCGGCAUCUCCUGGCUGCGGCGGCGGAAAGGUGUUCCGGUGGAGUCGGAGUAUCAUGGCAGGACAUCUGAUCCUUAUGCUGCUCACUAUGAGGGCAGAUAUGAUGGACCUCAGCCUGCCCACGGUGCCUAUGGCUACCCUCCUGCAUAUCCCUACGAUCCUUACACCCGGCCUCCAGGCUAUGGCGCUUUUUACCCACCGGGCUACCCCCCCUAUGGCUACCCACCUGCUGGCUAUCCGCCGCCUGGUUACCCACCACCUGGGUAUCCGCCUCCAACCUACCCUCCCCCUGGCUAUGCGUAUCCACCCCCCCAGCCUGAUGGCAAAGCCGCGCAGAAACCGCGCGAGGGAAGGAAGCGCCGAGAGCAACACAACGAAGGGGAGAUCAAGCUCACCUUGCAGGAGGUCUUGCCUAGAUUCCUCCAUUUCGCACAGGAACAGGAGGGCAGCCGCUUCCUACAAUGGAAACUGGACAACUGCAGCGAAGAGGAGCAGGCCCAGAUUUUCGAGAAGGCAUCCCCAGCACUUCCGAAGCUCGCGAAGGACGCCUUUGGAAACUUUGUGAUUCAAAAAUUGCUGGACAGCGCAUCCGACGACCAGGCUAGGGACCUGGUCGUGGAGCUGCGGCAACGGAUGCUGGAGCUGUCCAUGGACAGGUUCGGGUGCCGCGUGGUGCAGAAGUUUCUGGAGAAGCUGAAGCCGAAGAUCCGAGCUGAUCUGGUUUCGGAGCUGAUGGAUAAAGUGCUGGAGUGCAUUGAAGAUAUGCAUGGCAACCACGUGAUCCAAAAAGUGGUGGAGAAUAUGCCGUCCGAAGUGGACUUUGUGAUUCAAGCAGUGGCGCCCCGUGCGGCUGAAAUGGCCUCGCAUAUGUAUGGUUGCCGCAUCAUACAAAGACUCCUGGAAAACUGUGAGCCGUUGAGCAUUUCGGAGGUGUUGGAACCCAUCGUGGAAGCAAGCGAUCAGCUCUCCAAAGACAAACAUGCCAACUAUGUGGUGCAAUGCAUUCUGGAGAGGGGACGGCUGCAAGACAAGAUACGAAUCGUAGAAAUUGUGACUGCCAACGUGCUGGAGCUUGCAAAGAACAAGGUCUCCAGCAAUGUGGUGGAAAGGUGUUUUGAAGCCACCACCGUGGGACCCGAUUCUGCCGAAUUGGUGAAUGAAAGAACUGCGUUGAUGUCUGCGGUCUUGGGAUCUUCUGGUGAUACUCGGGCACCCUUUGCCCAACUGAUGACUGACAAGUUCGGCAACUAUACGGCGCAGAGGAUCAUUGAGUACAGCCGCGGUGACGAUUGGGAGGAGCUGAAGCGUCGGGUGGAAGCUGUACAACAUGACUUAAAGAACUCACCCACAGGUAAGCACAUUUUGGCUGCCUUGGCAAAGAGGAAGAACCAUGGUGUCACGGUGGAAAGCCAACGUUUGACCAGCACCGUGCGAAAAGAACGCGUUUUUGGGAUGAUCGAUGGUCGGUGGUUCGAGGUGGCAUCGGCAUGUGAAGUUCGCCUGGCCUCGCUGCAGGCACAGUACCCGCAGCAACUGCAGUCCCUCUUUGUGGAGCAUCUAGGAGUUCCACUCUUGAGCUCUGUGGAGGUGCAAGACCGCUUACGCGCUGUGGCCUCGCUUGAAGACCCUCAGGCACUGCACGAUGCGUACCAAUGCUUGGCCAAGUUGUGGUCUUCGGAGCUGGAGGAUGUAGCACUGCAAUACAUAAAGAACGACCUGGCCAGUUUGAUCUUUGUGCCGAGCUCUCAAGAGAAGCUCCAGCCUGAUGCCUGCGUCUUUCUGCCCGCAAGCCAGCAGGGCCUCGCUGAGCUCUGCGGCAAGCAGGACUUAGGCCGCUUCUUUCCAGGCCUGGGGGACUACUUUGCACAGCUGGGGGUUCGAAGGCAGCUUUGCACCCAGCUGGCCCUGAAUGCCCUACGCUCAUUGCAGCAGGAGUCCUCGAGGGAUUUCUCCUUGGCAUGUGCCGCCUAUGCGAGUCUGGAAGAGGUUUAUGGCAUGGACAUGUCGGACAUUGACCUAAUGGUUCACUUUCAGGAGGAGCCACUGCUGCUGAUCCCAUCCAUGGCCGAGGCAAAGCCAAAAGUCUUGAAGAAGAAGAACUGGCGACGAAGUGUGGAUUGCAUGUGGUAUGACGUUCCGCGUGCUGAUGAAGUUGGCUGCGCCUCACUGGAGGGCCUUCUGCCGGGUCAUCUGGAGGAUUUCUGCAUCGAAGUCCUUGGUGUUCCAGCCCUACAAGCGGAUGAGGCCAGAGUGAUGUGUAUUCCAAUGACAGUUGAUGAUUGA